This is a messenger RNA of Microplitis demolitor, 1892 nucleotides long. It is a transcript of the gene Mccc2, whose product is annotated as methylcrotonoyl-CoA carboxylase beta chain, mitochondrial. The transcript has 8 exons. NCBI's taxonomy places the organism in Eukaryota, Metazoa, Arthropoda, Insecta, Hymenoptera, Braconidae. Gene Ontology annotation, molecular function: methylcrotonoyl-CoA carboxylase activity. The record is from RefSeq and is a predicted model, not a curated record. The coding region runs from base 123 to 1799 and encodes 558 amino acids. Gene Ontology annotation, cellular component: methylcrotonoyl-CoA carboxylase complex; mitochondrion. Gene Ontology annotation, biological process: L-leucine catabolic process.
ACUCAAAACCGAUAAAAGUAAUCAGUUAUACCGCAAUUUCUUCAUUCUCUAGACCAUUUGCUGUCGACGUAACCACCGCAUCAUCAUUAACUUUUACAUAUUAAUAAAAAAUAAAUUUUCUCAUGAUGUUGAAAAAAACCGGGCACUUAAUAAAACAUGUAAAAUUAAUUAGACACUUUAGUAAUGAGGCCUUCGUCAUCGGAACUAGACCAGAUGUCGAAUCUCCAAUGUAUCAGGAGAAUUAUUAUGAAAUGAAAAAACUUGUUGACACUUUGAAAUCGACGGUUCAAACGAUCGUUGAAGAUGCCGGUGGACAGAAAGCACGGGAGAGACAUACGAGUAAAGGAAAAUUGCUCCCUCGAGAACGAAUCGAUGCUCUAGUGGAUCCGCAGUCUCCGUUUUUGGAAUUUUCACAAUUGGCUGGCUACCAAAUGUAUGAAGAUCCUGUUCCAGCAGGAGGAAUUAUCACAGGAAUUGGUCGUAUUGAAGGGCAAAAAUGUCUUAUAGUAGCGAAUGACGCAACAGUAAAAGGUGGAACCUAUUACCCGAUUACUGUAAAAAAACAUCUACGAGCCCAAGAAAUAGCAAAAGAAAAUCGUCUUCCCUGCGUCUAUUUAGUCGACAGCGGCGGCGCGAAUCUGCCUCAUCAAUCUGAAAUAUUUCCGGACAAAAAUCACUUCGGUAGAAUUUUUUACAACCAAGCAAACAUGAGUGCCGAGGGAAUUCCCCAAAUCGCAGUAGUGAUGGGCAGCUGCACAGCCGGGGGUGCCUACGUACCGGCGAUGGCUGACGAGAACGUAAUCGUCGGUAACCAGGGGACUAUAUUUCUUGCUGGUCCACCACUGGUACGAGCUUCCACUGGGGAAAUAGUGACUGCUGAAGAGUUGGGUGGAGCUGCACUCCAUUGCCAAACUUCUGGUGUGACGGAUCACUUUGCCGUCGACGACACCCAUGCGCUUCAUAUCGCGAGGAAAAUCGUCAAAAGCUUGAACCCACAGUCGACGGAAAUCAACGUCAGCUCGACGAUUGAUGUUCCCGAGCACAACAUCGACGAAAUUUACGGAAUCGUCGGCGCAAAUUUGAAAAAACCCUUCGAUGUAAAGGAAAUAAUCGCGAGAAUCGUUGACGGCUCGCGGUUUUUUGAAUUCAAACAACAGUUUGGCGCCACAUUGAUCACGGGGUUCGCUCACAUUCAUGGUUACCCUGUUGGAAUUGUUGCCAAUAAUGGAGUUCUGUUUUCCGAAAGCGCGUUGAAAGGCGCGCACUUUGUCCAGCUCUGUUCGCAGAGGAAAAUUCCACUGAUUUUCCUCCAGAAUAUCACUGGAUUCAUGGUGGGAAAAGACGCAGAGGCUGGAGGCAUUGCCAAAAAUGGGGCGAAAAUGGUGACCGCUGUUUCUUGUGCCAGAGUUCCGAAAAUAACUGUGAUAAUUGGCGGGUCAUAUGGCGCGGGAAAUUAUGGGAUGUGCGGAAGGGCUUACUCGCCGAGGUUCAUGUACUCGUGGCCGAACGCGAAGAUCUCGGUGAUGGGAGGCGAACAAGCUGCUGGUGUUCUGGUUCAAAUAGCGAAGGAACGACGACAGAGGGAGAAUAAAGUGUGGAGUCAAGAAGAAGAAGAUAAAUUGAGGAAGACUAUCACUGAGCGAUUCGACGCUGAAGGCAGCCCUUAUUAUUCUUCCGCCAGAUUGUGGGAUGACGGCGUAAUUGACCCAGCAGACACGAGAAUGGUGAUCGCGAUGAGCUUGGCUGCGUGUCUUAAUGCCCCGAUCCCCGAAACCAACUUCGGAAUCUUCAGGAUGUGAAGAAUUAAAGUUCAGAAGAACGACGAGAGGAAUGAAGAUAAGACCAAUGACAAGAGAAUAAAAAUAUUUAAUGGGCAGUGUGAUGAGCUGGAG